AUGAAUAUCAACGAUCUUUUUGGAACUGUUUUUCCUCUUAAUGGGAAUGGUCCACUACCGACUGUGACAACCUCAGUGGAAAAUUCAGCUGUACCUCCACCGACUGCAUUUCACAUACAACCUGACGAAUUGGAGCAUCGACCAAUUACACGCGAAGUCAUGUCGGAAUACCUGUCAACACGCCAACAUCGUAAAGUGACUAUUUUUCAUGCUAAGGUUGCUCAAAAAUCUUAUGGAAACGAAAAACGAUUUUUUUGUCCUCCACCUUGUGUUUAUCUCUCUGGUCAUGGCUGGACUAAUAAUCUUGACAAAACUUGUUCGUCCGCAACAUCCUCGACGACAACGACUUUUCCUGAAGAAGAACACUUCCAUGCAACGAUCGGCAUUGGUGAACCAUUAUUUUCCAAUGGCCAUGAACAUUGUUUAUCGAAUGAAAUGCAGAAUCUCGUAUUUGAAAAUGGCAAAACUCACUUUGGUUCAGCAAAAACACUUUUCAUAUCCGAUUCGGAUAAACGUAAAUAUAUCAAUUUGAACAUCAAACUUUUCCUUACAAAUCAUCAUCAUGCAUAUAUUGGAUUGUUUGAAAGUCGAAAAAUCAAAGUGAUCUCAAAGCCAUCGAAGAAGAAACAAUCAGUAAAGAAUGCGGAAUCAGUCUGUAUUCAAUCAGGAACAAAUAUUGCUCUGUUCAAUCGUCUUCGAAGUCAAAAUGUGAGUACGAGAUUUUUACAUGUCGAUGAAAAUCAACAAUUUCAUGCAAGUGCGCAUGAAUGGGGAUCAUUUUAUAUUCAUUUGGUUGAUACGGAUGAAUCAUACGUUGAAUCGAAUGAAUUUUCUGUCAAGGAUGGCUUUAUUCAAUAUGGUUCCACUGUUAAACUUGUUUGUUCAGUAACGAAUCAAUCAUUGCCUUAUUUGAUCAUUCGUAAAGUCGAUAAAAAUUGUGUGUUGAUUGAUUCCGAUGAACCUGUCUCACAGUUACAUAAAUGUGCAUUUGAAUUCAAACACAAUCCGUCAAAUUUUGUCUAUCUGUCUCUCUUGAACGAACGUAUUAUUGGAAUAGCGAGUAAACCAGAUACGGCUGAGCAUUCCCGUAUUGAAAUCAAUGAUUCAGCUUGUUGGACUAUCAUCUCAACUGAUAAAGCCGAAUACACAUGGUUCGAGUCUAGAGGGCCUGUGGUACAUCCCAUAACACCUGUUCCAAUGGGAAAACAGAUAACUAUCGAUGGCGGUGGUGAAACAGCAACGAUUGAAAUAACGGGAGAGAAUUUCACGCCUGGUUUAUCCGUAUGGUUUGGUGAAACAGAAUCACCAUCGACUGAGUAUCGAUCGACUCAGGUAAUUGUUGCUGAAGUACCACGGUUUUCAUCGAUCAUGCAAAAUACGUCAUGGGUCCAACGAUCUGUUUCAGUACCUAUCUCAUUCGUGCGUCGCGAUGGUAUCAUUUAUCUGACACCAUUGAUAUUUACCUACACACCAGAAUCAGCGGCUAACUAA
Molecule: messenger RNA, 1491 nt
Organism: Adineta ricciae
Lineage: Eukaryota; Metazoa; Rotifera; Eurotatoria; Adinetida; Adinetidae
Source: the annotation of a GenBank genome assembly